Messenger RNA from Aspergillus ochraceoroseus IBT 24754, 1173 nucleotides. RefSeq names its product D-2-hydroxyacid dehydrogenase family protein. Lineage: Eukaryota; Fungi; Ascomycota; Eurotiomycetes; Eurotiales; Aspergillaceae. The record is from RefSeq and is a predicted model, not a curated record. The transcript is spliced from 3 exons. Gene Ontology annotation, molecular function: oxidoreductase activity, acting on the CH-OH group of donors, NAD or NADP as acceptor; NAD binding. The coding region runs from base 1 to 1173 and encodes 390 amino acids.
AUGCCCAUCACACAACACUGGGGCUGGGUCUCCCACCUCCCAGAACCAAUCUUCCCUAUGCAGAGUUGGCGCGCAUCCAAGUUGCAACUGCGAUCUGCUGGCGGUAAUACAUGCGCUGAGAAUCUCUUCGUCAUCUUCAAUGCGCACCUCGAUCCGGGUUCAUCGGUUGAAUUGGUUGGUUGCUUCGCAGUCGUGUCUCCUAUAUCCUGCGCGGCGCUGGGGGAUUGCCGCCCCCCCCCCCAUUUCGCCCAUCUCGAGGACCGCAUCGAGAUCGCGCAUUUCCCUGAAACGCUGGACCCGCACGACCCAGAGCAGCAUGCAGCGCUCAUUACGCGACUUCACCCCUUUGACGGGAUCCUCGCGAUGCGCGAACGCACGCCAUUCAAGAAAGAGACCCUGACUGCACUCCCGAAUCUCAAGCUGCUCCUCACAACCGGCACGCGCAACCUCGCCCUCGACACCGCGUACUGCGCGGAGCGUGGGAUCCCUGUCGCCGGCACCGCCAGUCGGUCGAGCAGCGGCGGGGUGGAUUCCGCCGCCCAGCAUGCGUGGGCGGUGAUCCUGGCGUUGGCGCGACAUGUGGCGCGCGACGACGCAGCGCUUAAACGCGGCGAGGGUCUGGCAGGGGUCACUGGGCGUGACGUUGGUCGCAUUGCGAUCAUGGGGUUUGGGAUGCGAGUGGUUGCGUGGUCAGGCAACCUGACGCAGGAGACGGCGGAGCUCCAGGCAGCGGCGUGCGGGUUGCCCAGGGGCAGCUUCCGUGCGAUCACGGAUAAAUUGCAGUUCUUCGGGCAAGCGGAUGUGGUGAGUCUGCAUCACGUCUUGUCAGAGCUUAGUCGGGGCAUCGUGGGCCGGGCUGAGUUGGCGGCUAUGCGGCGCACCGCGCUCUUGGUGAAUACCUCGCGCGGGCCCUUGAUUGACGAGACGGCGUUGCUGGAGACUCUGAAUGCGGGGGGGGUUGCUGGUGCGGCGUUGGAUGUGUUUGAUACGGAGCCUCUGCCUAGAGAUAGUCCCUGGCGGACAACGGCUUGGGGACGAGACGGACGCAGUGAGGUGCUUUUGACGCCGCAUAUGGGAUAUGGAGAUGAGCAGAUUCACGGUUGGUACGAGGAGGUGGCAGAGAACCUGGAACGGUGGUUGGAUGGGACAGAAUUGAAGACUCGAUUGAAUUAA